GUCUUACAUUCUCUACUUGAACCCUGCUAUCCAGCUGAAUUUCCCAAUGUAUCUGUUAUUGGAAUAAGUAAUUGGAGAUUAGAUAAUUCCAAGUCAAGUAGAGCUCUCUUAGUACAAAGACCAAAAUUCGAAGAAAAAGACCUCAUCGAUACUGCUGAAAGAUUAAUGAGCAAGAAUAAUCUUUUGAGCAGAAUUUGGAGUUUAAGUUUAACUCCCAAGUUGAAAUCAUUAGCUGAAUCAUUUUUGAAAUAUGAAAAAGUUCAGCCCAUUAAGAAUUUUCAUGGGCUUCGAGAUUAUUAUUCACUUGUUAAAAGUCUCAGCGCUAGUGAU
This is a messenger RNA of Dentiscutata erythropus, 330 nucleotides long. NCBI's taxonomy places the organism in Eukaryota, Fungi, Glomeromycota, Glomeromycetes, Diversisporales, Gigasporaceae. The record is from the annotation of a GenBank genome assembly.